Molecule: messenger RNA, 1423 nt
Organism: Aegilops tauschii subsp. strangulata
Lineage: Eukaryota; Viridiplantae; Streptophyta; Magnoliopsida; Poales; Poaceae
Product: probable sugar phosphate/phosphate translocator At4g32390
Source: RefSeq, a predicted model, not a curated record
GUCUCCUAGUCAACAUCAUACCGAAGCUCACCGCGCGGCCGGGGAGCUUCACCACCACCAGCAACCACCGCGCGCUUCCACCCCCCUCGCCCCAAUGGGCGUCGCCGGCGGCGAUGGCAGCACCAAGCCCCCCGCGGCCGCCAUGGACGUCGAGUCCUCGACGGCGGUCGUGGCGCAGCCGACCUCGGUGCUGAGGUCCGUGCUGCUGUCGUACGCGUACGUGGCGGUGUGGAUCAGCCUGAGCUUCACGGUGAUCGUCUACAACAAGUACAUCCUCGACCCAAAGAUGUACGACUGGCCCUUCCCCAUCUCGCUCACCAUGAUCCACAUGGCCUUCUGCGCCUCCCUCGCCGCCGCGCUCGUCCGCGUCUUCCGCUUCGUCGACCUCCCCGUCGACCCGCCCAUGACGCCCUCGCUCUACGUCGCCACCGUCGUCCCCAUCGGCGCGCUCUACGCGCUCUCCCUCUGGUUCUCCAACUCCGCCUACAUCUACCUCUCCGUCUCCUUCAUCCAGAUGCUCAAGGCGCUCAUGCCCGUCGCCGUCUACUCCCUCGCCAUCGCCUUCCGCACCGAGACCUUCCGCAGGGCCUCCAUGCUCAACAUGCUCGGCAUCUCCGCGGGGGUCGCCGUCGCGGCCUUCGGGGAGGCGCGCUUCGACGUCUUCGGCGUCACUCUCCAGCUCGCCGCCGUCGCCGCCGAGGCCACGCGCCUCGUGCUCAUCCAGAUACUGCUCACCUCCAGGGGCAUCAAGCUCAACCCCAUCACCUCGCUCUACUACAUCGCCCCCUGCUGCCUGCUCUUCCUCACCGUGCCGUGGACGUUCGUCGAGCUGCCGAGGCUGCAGGCGGCGUCCGCGGCCGGGAUCGUCCGGCCAGACGUGGUCGUUUUCGGGACCAAUUCGCUGUGCGCCUUCGCGCUGAACCUGGCGGUGUUCCUGCUGGUGGGGAAGACGUCGGCGCUGACCAUGAACGUGGCAGGGGUGGUCAAGGACUGGCUGCUCAUCGCCUUCUCAUGGUCGGUCAUCCAGGACACCGUGACACCGGUGAACCUCGCCGGCUACGCCAUUGCCUUCCUUGGCGUCGCCUACUACAACCACGCCAAGUUGCAGGCGCUCAAGGCAAAGGAGGCCGAGAGGAAGGAGGAUGCCGAGGCCGGUGCGCGACUUCUGACGCCGGAGAAGGAUGCAAAUGCGCGCAAGAACUGAAGCCUCCCCUCGCAUGAGUAUCACACAUGAAUUGGGCCCUCCAAAAGCAAAAGCAACACAUGGAUUGAAAGAGUUCAUUAUUUGUGCUAGUUUAUAUAACUUUUUCAGCCAUAGGAUAUCCGAACUAAGAGUUAAUUCAUGUUCAAUUGUAUGCUUACAAUUAUACUUACAGGAAAUGUAACUGAUUGGCAUUUGUUUUAAGCGUACAAUUCUACCUUA